AAACUCUGCUGUAUAAAGAGAAUAGACUUGACAGCCUCAAUACAACAGGUUGGUCGUCCUGUCGCCAUUAUGCACGGCCUUUACAAGUUUCUGCUUUUUCAUGUUCUGGCAUUUCUCGGACAAAGCGAACUUGGGAGUGCAAUCAUAGAUGGGAAAAAAGCCCCAGAGAAGUCGAUGCUGUAUAUGGCCUCGGUGCAGGGCGAUCAUAGUCGGCAUGUAUGUGGAGGAUUCCUUGUCAGUGAUAACUUUGUGGUCACUGCUGCACACUGUCGUGUGGAAAGGGGAAAAGCCAAGGUUGUUCUUGGCAGCCACGAUCUCAGCCGGGUUGAGAAAACAGUGAAAUACAUUGAAAAGAUCUUUAAACACCCAUCCUAUAAGAGUGACACACAAGAGAAUGACAUCAUGCUCCUCAAACUGGGUGGGAAGGAUCACUGGCACUUUAAAGGACAACCAAUUCAACUUCCAACUUCUGAAAUAAACAUCAACGAAAAGUGCAGUGUAGCAGGAUGGGGUUUCACUGAAAGCAAUAGGCAUACAGUUGAUGUGCUGAGGGUGGUGAAUGUGUCUAUCACCAACCAGGACGUCUGUAAGAAGGAAUGGUCUGGUCUUCCUGCCAAUGUUAUCUGUGGAGACAAAGGAUUAUGUAAUGGUGAUUUGGGUGGUCCCCUGGUGUGCGACGGGACUGCUGUUGGUGUCGCAUCUUUCUACAAAAAUGAAGCCUGUGAUGGUCCCAACGUCUACACGGAUAUCUCAAAGAGUCUUACCUGGAUCAACAGGGUUCUGGGAAAAAAAUAUUGUUAAAUGUUCCACAAAGCUUUGCUUCAGCAUAUUUUAAUUGUAUUUGGGAGGGGGAGUUGUGCAGGGUUUUUUAACUGCAAAGAGAUUUUUUUGGUGCCCCCCAAGGAGGUUUUAGCCAUCCCCAAAGGAAAGUCACCAGCUACAAAAUGGUAAGAACUGGGAAUAAAAAUAGCAAUUCAAAUCCUCUCUAAAUGUGUUUAAGAGCAAUUUCAAAUUUAAUCAAACAACCUUUGAACGAGCAGAACAUAAACUUGAAUAUGA
Molecule: messenger RNA, 1059 nt
Organism: Perca fluviatilis (European perch)
Lineage: Eukaryota; Metazoa; Chordata; Actinopteri; Perciformes; Percidae
Product: duodenase-1-like
Exons: 5
Coding region: 70-801 (243 amino acids)
Biological process (GO): proteolysis
Molecular function (GO): serine-type endopeptidase activity
Source: RefSeq, a predicted model, not a curated record